CUUAGUCUUUCCACUCUUCUUUCUCCACAAGCGCUCGCCGCCAUCAUCGCAAGCUACGAGCUCAGUCGCGGGUCGAGUCCAGGUCAAAGGUGAAGGCAUGAAUGCAUACAAGGCUUACAAAGCCUGUGUCCCAAUUGCAUGGAGCCCCAACCUAUAUAUAACUUUGGUGCGGGGCAUUCCAGGGACCAGGAGACUUCACAGGCGCACUUUAGAGGCAUUGCGUCUGCGCAAGUGCAACCGAACUGUCAUGCGAUGGAAUACUCCUACUGUCAGGGGAAUGAUCCAACAGGUUAAGAGAUUAGUUGUAGUUGAGACAGAGGAGAUGUUCAAGGCUCGCAAACAAAAGGAGGCAAACCACUGUGCUAUACGGCCCCCAUUGGUCAUAAAUCAUCUACCUGCUGCUGCUGCAAAUGAUUCUUCUUAAAGGCCUAUCAACUUGUUCAGAGGUCAGCUCCAAGCUUCUUAUAUGUGGGUUUAUUGUUUAAGGAAAAACAAUUUUUCCAAAAGUGUAUUUUCUAGUCUACAUAAUGUCUCAAUGGACCCAGUUGCUUAUUUGUUUCAAGCUUUUGGUUGAGCUGAAGUUUUAUUAUGGUUCUACCCUUUUUGUUUGUAUCCGCAAUGCAGUGAAAUGGUUUCUUUUGUUGAA
Corylus avellana is the source of this 646-nucleotide messenger RNA. Its product is annotated as ribosomal protein L30 family protein. Gene Ontology annotation, cellular component: large ribosomal subunit; mitochondrion. The record is from RefSeq and is a predicted model, not a curated record. Gene Ontology annotation, molecular function: structural constituent of ribosome. Gene Ontology annotation, biological process: translation. NCBI's taxonomy places the organism in Eukaryota, Viridiplantae, Streptophyta, Magnoliopsida, Fagales, Betulaceae.